ACGUAAGACCCUUACGCAAGUUUGCAUCUUUCCCCAGUUAAAACAACAUUAAACGGCGAAUCAUCAGCGGUAAAGUCGCAGUUUGUGUGUCCUCGCCAUGCGUGUCGGCUCCACAUUUCCGUUGGGAUCAGCUCUGCUGGUUCUGCUGGCAGGCUGUCAACCGUGUGUCUCGGCUGACAGUGAGACUUUGGCUCCACCAGAGGUCUCUCAGUACAAUGGUACUCUGUAUGCAGCCUGCAAAAUGAGACCCAGCACUUCCCUGGCUGAUGGUCUGCCCAAAGUGUACGGUCAGGUGCUGUUAAAGCAAGAUUAUCCUCUGGGGAAACUCAAUGCCCUUCUUCGGUUCAAUGGCUUCCCCUCAGAGGGCGAUCCGCAGCCCAGGGCGGUGCACAUCCAUCAGUACGGAGACUUGAGCCGGGGGUGUGCCUCCACUGGUGGCCACUACAAUCCACAUGGUGCACAUCAUCCCAACCACCCGGGGGACUUUGGGAACUUUGAGCCCCAGGAGGGAAAAAUAAAUGCAAUGAUAGAGUCUGAGGCGACGGUGUUUGGAGCGCUGUCUGUGAUUGGAAGAGCAGUGGUGGUCCACGAAAAGAUGGACGACUUGGGGAGCGGUGGAGACGCUGGGAGCCUGCUGCAUGGAAACGCAGGCCGGAGGCUCGGCUGUUGCAUUAUUGGAAUUGCCUCCCCAGAGCCCUGGAAUAUGCACUAUAAGCUGUAUAACAGGCGGCUGAGGAGAAUUUAGUUUUACAGGGAAUCGAAUAUACCACAAGUGAAAUUAACCAAAAACGAGGAUGAAUCACUUAGACAUACGUGGCCCUACAGUUUGUUCAAUACUUGUGUUAAAUGGGGUCAGAUCAGUCUCAAUGAUCUCAAAUCCACACCCAAGGAUUUACAAUUACAUUUCAAUGCACACAUAAAUAAAUUACCAUUUUAUAUUUGUUUUGUUUUGUGGAUUAAAUCAGCUUCUAACGUACUUUGUGAUAACAUACAAAACAAAGAUGUAUCAAAAUUCAAGCUUUUCCAUUAUAAAAUAUGAAAAACGUAACCCACUCAUGCAUUUGUGUGUCAACAUCGUCAUUGCGUAUGUGUUGGCGUGUUGACAGCGUUUAGCUUAAAGAACCUGCAUUACAUCCUCAAAUUGAAGCUUACCCGUGAGGGCUCAUUUAGAUCAUAUUUAAUACACUUUCCAACAAACCAGUGGUUUGAAAAUCUCUUUAUUCAGAAAUAAAUCCAGCUUUCGUUCACAUUUUUGCAAACACUGAUUACGUAUGGCUUCAUGAACUUUCUAGCUGGUGAGUUUGUUGCACCACAAAAACAGGACAAAGACGAUAGUGCUGGUUAUAUAGAUCUUGUAGCUUAGUCGAACUGACAUUCUUGUCUCCAAAUAUUUGCUAACAGAAGCCCGAUAUGGAAAUAAAUAAAAGCAUAUGUUAAAGAAA
Messenger RNA from Gasterosteus aculeatus aculeatus (three-spined stickleback), 1442 nucleotides. RefSeq names its product extracellular superoxide dismutase [Cu-Zn]. Gene Ontology annotation, molecular function: copper ion binding. NCBI's taxonomy places the organism in Eukaryota, Metazoa, Chordata, Actinopteri, Perciformes, Gasterosteidae. Gene Ontology annotation, biological process: superoxide metabolic process. The record is from RefSeq and is a predicted model, not a curated record.